AUGGAAAAGACUGAUUUCCUCCCAGCAGAAGAUGGAUUCAUGCUUCUUUUGAAGCUGUUAGGAAGUGGAGGUGUCAAUUCGACAUCUUCCUCAUCCGCUAGUGUUGUUGGACCAAAGGUGGUGGACGACAAAUCUAAAAACAAGCAGGAAGCGUUCUUUUUUUCGAAAGUCGAGCUUGGGCAUUUGCUCUCUGAUGGCUACCUACGUUGGAGACAGGCGCAAAGAAGACACAGCGAGUGGGACUUACGUCGACGAAAGUUGCGCACUGGCCCCUACGGCGUCUCCCCAAUUUGUAGCUAUUUCGAAGUGCUCUCAGGAGAAAAAGAAGCUGCGUUGCCCAUGCCCUUGAUGCCUUUGAACAAGGAGGUUUCGAGAAAAGAGGAGGAGCCAUGUUCAACCAGAGCAGCGCCAACACCAAGCAUGUGGAAGUUUUUGCUGUUGCAAAUGAUGCGUGAGUCGUAUCUUGACACGAUCGAGGGCCUCGACGCUGCCCGAAAAAUUCUAGAAGCGGACUUCACGCAGGCUGUUGAAGACGCUGAAAAGGAAGACCAAGUACAAGAAACUACAGUUGCAGCCGCUGCAACAUCAGAAAAUGCAAUUGGCAAUGUACUAAAAGAAGCACAGGAUGAUGAACUACUAGGAACAGAUGCACAUCAAAAUGAGCAGAUGGACGGUGACACAGCCCAACACCAAGUGACGACUAUCAUGAACGCUUCAAUCGAGCUGAUGAGCGAUCGUCAGAAGGGGAAGAUCUUGCGAGGAAAGGCUGCCGAGGAGGAAGCUUUUCGCAAGGUUCAGGAGCACGCAAGGGAGCUAGCAGAAACAGCGGAAUCAGAAGCAAGACGCAGCUCCUCGAGGAAAGGCCCGAUGAAGAGCUUCGCUCCGCAUGAUGGUCAUCAAGUUGAACAAGUUAAAGUAGGAUCAUCUGCUGUAACCACGACUUCCUAUUCAGUAGCACCUCCACCA
This is a messenger RNA of Amoebophrya sp. A25, 966 nucleotides long. The record is from the annotation of a GenBank genome assembly. NCBI's taxonomy places the organism in Eukaryota, Dinophyceae, Syndiniales, Amoebophryaceae.